AGCUUCUUUUCUCCUAUAAUUUCGCCUCUGUUAGAAUACCAUUCCCCCGCGUCUUUAAACGCGGCGUUUUGCCAAGCUUUUCGCAGUGGCUCUAAUGGCGAGAUCACCAGAUCUCCAGUGUCUUCUUCAAUAAUUUAAACCUCAAUCUCUCUAUAUAUAUGCGUAGAUUUAAUCCUUUAAGUGCUACUGUUCUAAGUGCCCAUGACUGAAAGCAAAACAGAGGAAGGAAACAGAAAACGCAUUGGUUGAGAAGGGGCUUUACCUGAGUCUCUUCACUCUCUAAUGGAGGCGGGCUAGGGUUUUUACGGAUCGAAAUCAGUCAAUGAGCUCCGGACUGUGAAGGCUAGGGUUUUCGGUUUGUGAAGUGCUUGAUUAAUGAAAAGGUCCCUGAAUUGAGAGGGAAAAAAACAUGCACCUACACAUAUAUCCAAACAAAUCAAGAGUAACAAUUUCAACAAGUGUUUGCUGCAUGAAGAAUGUUAAGGGUUCUUCAAGGCGCUUCAGUUACCGUUCUCUUUUCCCCACUGUUUGUGUCCUGGCCGUGCUAUUGCCAUUUGUCUUUAUGAGAACCGCGUUUCUUGCAUUAGAAGGCGCCAAUAAAUGCUCCUCUAUCCAUUGUCUUGGAAGGAGAUUUUUGAUUGGUGAGGACAGUGCACUGACCCUACGAGAUGAGUUCCGAAGAGUGCUUACUCAAGUAGAGGGCCAGACAAUUAAUGAACGACUUGUUAAUGCUGAAUCCUUUGAUCAACUCGUUGAAGAAGUCAUCGCUAAUAGACAUGAUGUCCAAACUUUUGUUCUCAAGGUUAAAACUUUGCUGUUAAAACUGGACCGGAAGGCAAGAAGAGAGAAGCUCCAAGGCCAAAUUUACCGGCAUUUUGCUUCUAUUGGCAUCCCUAGGUCCAUACACUGUCUCUGCCUGAGGCUCGCUGAAGAGUACUCCACAAAUGCACUAGCACGCAGACCACUCCCUCCUCCGGCCAUGGCCCCCCGCCUCACAGACAAUUCUCUCUAUCACUUUGUAAUAAUCAGUGACAACGUGAUGGCAACAUAUGUGGUAAUCUCCUCCACUGUGAAAAAUUUCUUAUUUCCAAAGCACACAGUGUUCCAUGUGAUAACCGAUAAAAAGACAUGUGCACCCAUGCAUGCAUGGUUCGCCCUGAACCCUGUUUAUCCUGCGGUGAUCGAGAUCAAGGGGCUUCACCAAUUCGACUGGCCUUUGGGGGCUGACCCCCAACUGCUUGAAAUUCUGGACAUUGCAAGGCAUAGUUAUGGGCGGGGCGGCCAUGACAGGGAUCUAGUCUAUAGCUAUGAUGCAGGAAGUCAUCUUGGUGCCUCUCCCUUGGAUCAUAUCAAGAUUUUCUUGCCAGAGCUUUUUCCAAAGCUUAGGAAAGUUGUAUUCCUUGAUGAGGAUGUUGUAGUUCAGCGUGACUUGUCCCGACUAUGGACAAUAGACUUACACGACAAGGUGGUUGGUGCAAUUGAGAUGUGUGGAGAUGAACAUCAUCAAGUGAGGCCAAGAAAGUUGGGAGACUAUUUGAAUUUUUCGAAUACUGUCGUAUACGAGAAAUUCAAUAGUGAAAGAUAUGCAUGGGUCAUAGGCGUAAAUGUCUUCGACUUAGAGGCAUGGAGGGACACUAACAUCACACGCACUUACCAUUAUUGGCUAAAGCUGAAUUUGGAGACUGGAUUGAAGCUUUGGCGUCUAGGAACACUCCCUCCGGUUCUACUUGCAUUUGAGGGACAUGUGCAUGUGAUGGAUCCCCAAUGGCAUGUGAUGGGUUUGGGGUAUCAAUCAAAUAUCGAUCAGAAAAUAGUUGAUAAUGCUGCGGUUAUACAUUUCAAUGGGCCGGCGAAGCCAUGGCUCGAGAUUGGAUUCCCAGAGUAUAGAAGCUUGUGGACCAGGUAUGUGAACUAUUCAAAUGAAUUUAUACAGAGUUGUAUUAUAGCUUAGGGGAAGAAUAUAGCAAGGAGAAAGCAAAGGAAAGAAUAAGAGAAACGAGUCCCAAAUUCUUUUGUAAGCAGGAAGAGUGGAGGGAAGAAGGGCAGUGUUAACACUGUUGCUUCAGCCUUUGCUCUGACUGCAUAUAUGUGUAGAUAUUAUUUUUGUCUUGAUUAGUAAAAUGCCCUUUGUAGACCUACAAUGUAUAUUUUAUGAGAAACAAAAAAAUCAAAGCUGUAAAAAUUAUAAGAAUGAAUGAUGAUGAGAGUUAUUGCGUUCCAAAA
Molecule: messenger RNA, 2223 nt
Organism: Amborella trichopoda
Lineage: Eukaryota; Viridiplantae; Streptophyta; Magnoliopsida; Amborellales; Amborellaceae
Product: putative galacturonosyltransferase 14
Molecular function (GO): polygalacturonate 4-alpha-galacturonosyltransferase activity
Source: RefSeq, a predicted model, not a curated record